CCCAAACACUCCAUUCGCAGCACUUCUGCAUCCUACAGCUCCCUAUCUACGAGAACUUCCACCCAGUCAGCCCUCGAAUGGGCAACCCUUUCCGCCAUGUCCUAUAACACCACGCGCUCCAAGCGCGCCGCCGAAGACUUUGUCCGUACCCACGACCCCGACUCUUACGGCCAACCGACUAAAAAGCCACGCUUCGACGUGCGCAACCCGUCCGCCCUUGCGCCUGACGCCCCUGAAGAUGAUGCCAUCCUCGACGCCGACGUCAUCGGCACAAGAGGCCAACAAGUCCGCCGCGGCGCCGUCAACAUUGACGGAUACGACUCCGACAGUGACAACGACAAUUUCAAUGCUCGGGCUGACGCCAAAUCGCGCUCCGAAAAGGCUGCUCAAAAAUCCAAGCAAGAAGAUGAUAAUGACAUGUUCGCCGACCUGGAGGAGGACUUCCGCGAUGGCGACGACUCGGAAGGAGAUGCUGGACGACGUGGCGGGAAGAAGAAAGCCGUGCGGUUCCUCGAUGAGGAUGAGAUUCAGGGGCAAGUACAAAACUCAAAAAGCGGUGGACAUGUCUCGGCGGAUUUCGGUCUGAACGCCAAUGGCCACGGUAAGGGAAAAGGCCGACAAGUCGAUGAGGAAGUGGAGAGCAGUAGCGAGAGCGAGGUGGAUGACGAAACGCGGGCAAGUGCGGCUGAGCUGGAUCCUGAGUUGGGUGCUGGAAGCAAGAAAUCACAUGCCCCGAAAUUGGAUGCUUUCAACAUGCGCACAGAGCUAGAGGAGGGUCGAUUCGAUGAGCAAGAGAACUAUGUUCGCAAAGCAGCAGACCCUGACGCCAUACACGAUGUCUGGCUAGAAGGAGUGUCAAAAAAACAGAUGCGAAAAGCCAGAGAGGCUGCAGAGAAGCGGGAAGAGGAGCGUAGAAGGCGAGACAUUGAGGACGACGCCAAAUCCACGGGAGAAGUCCUAGCUCAGCUGAUACCUUUCCUCGAACGAGGCGAGACAACCCUGGAAGCUCUAGCUCGACUUGGAAAGGCAAAAGAGAAAAAGCCAAAAUGGCAAAACAAAAACAAGAAGAAGUCGGAUGCAACGUCAAGUGAGCACGCUGACAACGAUGCGGCCGAGAAAGUUCGAAAGGAAAAAGUCGAAGCCAUCACUGGUGCUGCAGAUAUACUGCUCACUCGUGGUCAACCCGAGGUCUACGACGUCGAAAGAGAAAUGCUUGUGCGCCAGUACAAGAAAGAAACAGGUGAUGAAUGGAUUGAUGCUCGUCAGCCAAAUGAUGAUGAGGCUGAUGGUGCCACCUCUAGCUCUAUGGAACCAAUGUGGGAAUACCGCUGGACUGAUACAAGAGACGGCGGCGCCGUCAACGGACCGUAUGCUGCUGAUACCAUGAAGCAAUGGAAUGAUGCUGGAUAUUUUGGUGAGGGUGUUGAAUUCCGUAGAGUGGACGGUGGCGACUGGACCAGAAUAGCCGAGUUCGCCUGAUAAUACUGUCGUCCGAUAUUCCGAAUAAUCGACUUCCUAAGCAUGGAAUAUUCCCGUUUCAAUUCGACCUUCACCAUCCAACGCAGCCGCACCAGUGUGUUGAAAGGUCAUGACUCGCCAAUUCAGCUCUCGACGCCAGAAGAGACCGUAGCCGAGUCGGUUACUACCUUUCUCCGCAGAUAGACCACCACUGCCAGGCAUCUCUCGACCAAGGACGCACGAUCGGAAUCUAGAGUGAAUCAUACCCAUGCCACAGCAGACGCAAGGCUCAUGGGUCACGUAGAUGUCCAGUCCACUGCAGAGGUAGCCUUCUUUUUGGGGACCUGACUGCUUCUCUGGCAAGGCAUCAUGGGGCUCAGAAAUGGCAAUGUUGCCCACCUGAGUGGUGAGGUCCUGAAGGGCUUUGGCGUCAUCCUCAUAGCGGGCUUCAAUACCUGUGAGAGCUUGACCAGACGGCGUCUCACAGUAUGUCGUAAGGAACUUUUUGUGGCCGCCAGCAGCGAUUCGCCUGCGGAGUUCUUUGUUGGCCACCAUCGCUAUUGCGCGCAUGACAGCGUGAUAUUCGGGUCUGCCUUCGGCGCGAUUGGCCUUGCGAGCUCUUUGGACUGUCGGGUUGUCAGAAUACCAACGGGCAUCUCCAGCCACUGCAAGUACUGCGCCAGUCUCGGGAUCAACGAUCACAGCACCGACCGCACGUCCAUGGCCCAUCUCUCUAGCUUCCAUGGCUGCCAUCCUGGCCAGGCCCAUGUACUUGUCUGCGGCCGGGACCUCAAGUUGAGAUCUGACACGCUUAAGAUGAUGCAAUGGUGGAGCAUCCUGAAUGACCUGUGCAGCAGGGUUGUAGAUUGUUGGCCAGUAUCGUUCCGUCCACAGUGCGGCUUGUUCAGCAUUGAGUGGACCAAAUCGAGGCACCACAGCAUCGAAGCAGCGUGGGAGACCUUCGACAUCGAUGUGAGGCAGGAAGGUAUCCCGAAUCUCUUCCCAUGGUACGACUGUGUUUGGAACAAGGACAAAGCUGGUCUGAAGUCCUCUUGAGUCGUAGUCGCGACGCCAGGUCAGAUCUUCCGGUAGGUGAGACAAAGUGCAGACUCGUCGGAAGUGACUGAAAGAUGGGUGCUUGCCGCCGUUUGGGAUGAUGGGCUUGACGAUGCUGAUGAGAAGUGUUAGCAACACAUGAGACAACACGACACGAAACUUGCCUCAGUGCCUUGCUGGUCAAUUUGGCCGGAAUUUCAAUCACGAACGCUCGUACUACGUAAGUGGUCAGUUUGCUUCUCAUAUGUCUGACCAAGAAAGACGACAAACAUACCAAACACUUCCUCUGAACGCGUCUCAUGGAGAGUCUUAAGGGGCUCAAGGAAUGCCACAGGUUCCGCCAUGACUGGAGAGGCUGAUGAGCACUGGCUGCAUGAUCCUGUAGGAAACCCUUCCCGACUGACGAACAGCGAUGAAGAGGAUGUCUGUAAAGGAGGAAGAGAUGGUGAUGUUGUCCGAUUGUCGUUGGGUAAAUAAUGUUCAAUCGUGCCUGCUGAGGCAGCGCUCAAUAGUAGUAAACGACGGCAAGUGCUUUGCGCCUUGAAGCGGCGAGAAAGUGCAGGUGAAGAGAUUGGUGUGACCGCCUAGCAAUCACACGACAAGGAACAAAAGAGGAAUACUGAGUGAAAGUAAGUGAAGUCUAU
Exophiala xenobiotica is the source of this 3158-nucleotide messenger RNA. RefSeq lists its product as uncharacterized. The record is from RefSeq and is a predicted model, not a curated record. Lineage: Eukaryota; Fungi; Ascomycota; Eurotiomycetes; Chaetothyriales; Herpotrichiellaceae. The transcript has a single exon. Gene Ontology annotation, molecular function: protein binding. Gene Ontology annotation, cellular component: U5 snRNP. The coding region runs from base 97 to 1479 and encodes 460 amino acids.